This is a messenger RNA of Physcomitrium patens, 1002 nucleotides long. RefSeq names its product voltage-dependent chloride channel 2, chloroplastic. NCBI's taxonomy places the organism in Eukaryota, Viridiplantae, Streptophyta, Bryopsida, Funariales, Funariaceae. The record is from RefSeq and is a predicted model, not a curated record. Gene Ontology annotation, molecular function: chloride channel activity.
AUGCAUCGCAACUCGGUCUAUGGCCAUGGCGAAUGGAAGAAGCACAAGUCCUCGUGGAGGCAUGUCCGUCAUGUCUGCACUAUUCUAUCUUCGGGACUGAUACGUGCAAUCGGUCCGCCUGUUUUUCUUUGCACUUUGGUGUCUGUUUUCGUUGCGGUGAUCAAUCACUGUGUUGAUAAUGGUGUUCUCCCAAGUUGGUUUCCCGUGCUCAAAGUUGCGACCCUUCCCUUCACUCUCACUAGUCCUGUGUUGGCCCUACUGUUGGUGUUCCGCACAAACACAUCCUACCAAAGAUUUGACGAGGCGAGGAAGGCGUGGGGGUCGAACGUGAAUCGGGCCAGAGACUUGGCGCGGCAAGCUCUGACGUGGAUUCGUAAUCCGGGAGACUCUAAAAAACUACAGUGCCUGCUUCGCUACACCAAGGCGUAUUCCUUCUGUCUCAUGCAUCAUUUGAGAGAAGAGGGUUGCCUUCGAAAGGAGCUUGAAGCGACGAUUGUGAACGAGGAAGAGGUGGAGUGUGUUAUGAACUCAAAAAAUCGCCCAAUCUGGGUCUUACAAGUCAUCUCCGACAUCAUCAACGAGUGCCAGAUUACCCCGUGGGAAAGAAUUGCAAUGGACAAGAACAUAACCCAAUUUCACGAUAACGUCGGUGCUUGUGAGCGAAUCUUCAAGACUCCAAUUCCUGUAGCCUACACGCGGUUGACGUCUCGAGUCCUAACUCUAUGGCACCUGGUUCUGCCAUUCGCUCUUUGGGAAACCUGCGGCUGGCACACUAUAACUGUGUCAUUUGUGAGCAGCGCAGCGCUCUUCUACAUUGAAGAAGUGGGAGUGAUGAUCGAAGAGCCGUUCUCAAUACUGGCACUCUCAACGAUAUGCACUGGCAUUGUAGCAGCUUUGGAGGGGUUGUCAAAUGCCCACACGGAUGCUUUGAUAUUAGUUUGGGGCAUCGUCGAGCAGCAGUGGUCCACCAAGGCCGAUCAUUUGAUGAUCAACCUCAAGUAA